AUGAAGGUCGCUUGUCUGGCCGUGCUGGUGCUCUGCGGCGCCCUUGCGGCCGAUGCCGCGGGAGAUGACCCCACGGUGUCAAUGCCGGGUGUCGUAGACCUGACUCCCGCCAACUUUGCAUCCGAGCACAGCGGCAAGCGGGCGGCGCUGAUCGAGUUCUACGCGCCUUGUGAGUGA
Messenger RNA from Chlorella variabilis, 177 nucleotides. RefSeq lists its product as hypothetical. NCBI's taxonomy places the organism in Eukaryota, Viridiplantae, Chlorophyta, Trebouxiophyceae, Chlorellales, Chlorellaceae. The record is from RefSeq and is a predicted model, not a curated record. The coding region runs from base 1 to 177 and encodes 58 amino acids. The transcript has 3 exons.